Messenger RNA from Erigeron canadensis, 3320 nucleotides. RefSeq lists its product as uncharacterized. Bases 1110 to 3320 code for a protein of 736 amino acids. Lineage: Eukaryota; Viridiplantae; Streptophyta; Magnoliopsida; Asterales; Asteraceae. The transcript is spliced from 2 exons. The record is from RefSeq and is a predicted model, not a curated record.
AGAAUCAAAAUAACUCUACAAUCACAGACCAUAAAGGUAAGAUAUUAAGACAGUUACUAUCAAUGGUAAUAUACUUUGUUUACCCAUUAAAACAGUGGAGAGCUUUCGAAGGCAUUUAGAGUAAUCUUACAAGGUAUCCAGCUUAACAUUCUAUAUCAGUACCUCACUGAUUCACAUCAUGGUUACGUUAGGAACAUACAACAGGGUCAAGGUUACGAUCAGCUGCUUUACUGCGUAACUGGACCAGAUUUCCUUAAUGAAAACUUAUGAAAGUUGUAUACCAUUAAGAGCAUCAGUUAACCUCUUUUAGGGGGUAAAAAAACUCGUUACCCCAACCAGAAAUCAGAAAAGCCACAACUGUGAAAAUACAACUAGUAAAACCAAAUUUCUUCCCAAAUGUGUAUUCGCAUACAUCCAGAUAAUUUUUGUUGUUAUGGAAUAAAUUAAAAGUGAAAACUCACUUUUCAGAUGUCCAACUAAAUUUUUAAAAACUCAAUUUUAUAAUUUUAACUAUUUUACCCCUCUCACUCCUUGCCUCCUUGGUAGGAAAAUUUGUUUAUCCUUGGUUGGACCAAGAAUCAUGUAAUUAAAAUGUACCGAAUUCUUUCAAGGGCAUACAAGUAUUUUUGUUAUAAAACUCAUCUUUAAGUAUUUUAUAGUUUAUGACGUACACUAAUAAUUUAAUAUAACAAAUACCUUAAAUACACAUGGUAACGCAACAGCAAUCAAAGUUUUUGGACCAAUUGUAGUGGUUGACUUUUUGAUUAGUUAGUAGUUUUGGACCGAUUAGAGGUUGACUUUUAAAUUGAUUAGACUGCUUAACGGCCACAUCACACUGAUUGCCGUCAGCAACUUAGAGGAAAUUUGGUAGAAAUUUCUUUUGGCCAUUCAAACAGAUUUAAAAGUAGGGCUUCUAUUUUAUUUGAAGUCAUUCGUAGCAUUUAAAGGCGCAAAACUUGUUUCGGCAGCACCCAAUUUUUUCACUUGGUUCCAUAAAUUUCAGAAAAUUACUUCUGUAAAAAACAAGACUGCAACAAAAGUCUAGACCGUAGCUAUUAUUUCCUAUUAUCACCUUUUUUAGUAACAUUUCACCUCAAAGGAACUUUAAUAUGGGUUCCCCUUUAAUCGAUAAAUAUAUCAAUAUCUUGGAGCAAUUGCAAUCUUUCAAAAAUAUUCCUCAAGAUUUGCUAUAUUCUUUGCAAAGUUAUUGCAUGUUGAUAUACAGAUCAGAUCAACAAAACAGGUUUAAUGAACCGAUGCCAUGGAUUGGGAUCUAUAUAGCAUUAGCAUCUCUAUUAUGCAUCCUUGCAAUGGUGGCUGAUUUGUUACAUGGUUUGAGAAACAGAAAGCUCUGGUUUCCAAGUACUGUGGACCAAGCCGCAAAGCUCGGAAGCCUGUCCUUUAUGUGCACCAUGAUGGCUAAUUUGUUGCCUUCUCUAGGGACCAUGGGCAAUAAGGAACUCCUCACAAACUUAUUAGCUUUGGGUGUUCUGGUAAUCACCUUGGUUGUGAAUGUUUGUAUUCAAAUAAAAACGGGCCUUGUUUCAUAUGCUGAAGUUUGGCAACCUCAUGCUGUCACACCAGUGUUGCAUACCCCGAGUCAUUAUAGUGGGGCAAUUACCUUUAGUUACGUGGUUAUGUUGAUCUUUUUGCUCAUAAUAUAUAUAUCUUCCGCUUUAACCGUUUUGACAGCCAAACAGCUACUAGAAUCCAAAUACCAGUCAUUUCACUCGACUUCUUCGAAGGACCAAGAGCUACAACAACCAGGUAGCUCAGUUUCUGAGAAGCUAAAGCAGCAUGUGAGAAACUGCUGCAUCAUGGCAUCAACUGGUAGCCCCCAAUUUGUGUUAACGCACUUUGCUACAACGUCUGCUUCCGGGGUGAUAUGUGCUUCAAGUGCAGUAUUACAUGUUUAUAUUAUUUUUUCCACAUUUAGAUCUAGAGUGUACUAUAUGUCAGAAUAUAAAUGGUCAAUGUUAGUGAUUCUCAUAAUACAAUUGGCCGGAGUUGUACUGGGCACGAUUGCCCCAAUAUCUAGAUGUUUCACAGCUUUGAGCUUUAAAUUUUCUGCAAAGUGGAUUUGGAACCAUAUCAAGGUCUUUGAGGUAGAGAGCUACUGGACUCAGAAAAUAUAUGAUUUGAAAGAGAGUAGUAUGCCGUUCCUAACUGAUAGCCGCAAAUCUAAAAUUGCAGUCCAAAAACUGAAAGUCCCAACUCUUAAAUUUUGUAUAGGAUUUCAAAAGGCAACUGUGGUUGCAUGCAAGAUGAUAGGGAUCAUCCCUAUUUUCUUUGUGAUCUGCAUCUUAUAUUGUUUACAUUGUUGGAAGUGGUUAAAAUCCAUGUUUAUUGCCUCUCAAAUCUUGUUGGUUAUACGGCCUGAGCAACAUGAUACAACUAAAGAUAUUAGCCAUUAUGUUUUGCAAGUACAAGAUGACAUGGAGCUUGCAGAACGAACAUUAAGAAGCAUUUCAAACUCUGUGAACCGUUUGAUCCAAAAGGCUGAAAAACAACAACCUAACAAUCUUGUUGAAUUUCUUGAGAGAUCUAGAGGGUUUUUAGGAGUUCAAAUGUUUGACAGUCAUCAAGUUCCGCCUAUAUUUUCAGAAGAGCCCGUCAAUUGCUGGAGCUUACCGCUGGUCACUUUGACUAGCAUCGCCAUUUCUCUUCCUAAUAUCCAAGGCAAUAAAAUUCAGAGUUUGCUAAGUUGUGUGAGUGAAGGUAUUGUAUAUGUCACAGUUGUGGAAGAAAGCCUCAAUACUACCAACGAAUAUGCGACCAUUCAAAAGGCAUCUAAAACAUUGUGGUUAGAAGUUGAAGUGUACCAUAAAUGGCUAGGCAAUAGAAUGCAGAAACUUUUUCCUCAAGUCAAUAGUACAGGAGAGAUCCUUCGAUGGUUCAGAGACACUGCUAAAAACAUGGUCACGGAGAUUAAAAGUAUGGACACCCGUGGGCUAAAGGGGAACUCUAUUGCCAAGUCUAUUUCAGCCAAUUCUAUGUAUCGUAUCUCCCAAACAAUCUUGCUUUACUACCAUGACAACAUUGACCAAAUUAGUCAAGAUCAACUAUUUGAACGAUUAUCAUCAAUAAUAGCUGACAUAAUGGGUGCUUGUUUCACCAACUUACCCCGCGUCAUAGAAAUGAAAUGCAAUUCAACUAAGAUAGAGAAAAGGGAGACUAGUGUCCAAGUUGCAGCCCAACUUCUUGGCGAGACAACACAGAUACUCAACAUCCUUCAAGAUUGCGAACUUCCACGCUUGAAUCCACAUGAGUUGCCAUUUAUUGACAAGUGGCGCACUUCUUUAAAACAACCUUUUCCAUGA